UGCGCGUGCAACGCGCCUGCGCGUUCUCGUGACGUGUAAGCCCUGGAAAGAGGAACGAGGAGGGAAGAAUACGAUGUACAGGAGAAAAGGAAAGCGACGGGAAGAGCGAGCAAGGUAGAGUAAUAUAUAGAAGAAGAGGGAAGAAAACGAGGAAGGAAGAGAAACGAGCAAUAUGGCGAGUGCGGGAGUGGGACGGAGGGUAACCGAGGACGCAGAUGGUACGGAGUCCUCGAAAGAACCGAAAGAACGAAAGAGAGAACCACUGCGUGUUGCACCGUUCUACUCGAAAAACUUCGUAACCAUACGCUUUCCCCAUGACUAACAGGUGGAAGGCGUUUGAAACGUGCAGCUUUCCUCGAGAUUAGCAGGUGGAGGAUACUAUUGGUGCCUCGUGCCGCGGAUUAAUUCGAACCAGAUCUGGAGAAAUCACCUUCCCUUGUAGAAAGCAUAUGGACGACUUAGCGCGACGUUAAACCGCGCUUCAGUUGAAUUUUCAUGACGGAGAAUAUAAGCCAACCGACGCUGUUCGUUACAACACGAAGAUAUAGCAGUGGACACUUCUUGCAAAUUAUAUAUUAAAGAGGAACGAUUUUCCAACGGCACCAGAGAAAGAAAUUCUUGCUUUGAGGAAAGUUAUCGUCACAAAUAAGAAAGUAAUAUAGCUGCAGGAUCGAUAGACAGUAAAGUGUAGCGGAGAAUAUGUUUUAUUGAUGACUUAUUGCUCGAAUCGAUCGACGGUUCCACGGUAGCAAAUAGAGUAACAGUAUACAUAUGCUUCUUAGUCACUGAAAAUUAUAGCAUUAUCAUUCGCUACUGUUUGUAAAUAUAUAUUAAGAACUUUUUUCUAACUGUACUAAUUGUACUUUAGAAUUGUACUAAUUUUUCCACUGUCGAUCAUCAAAUAUAUUUGUUUCAAUUUUAUUACAUUAUCGAUGGCGUGAUUCUUGUUAUUCCUGUUAUUUAUGAAAUAAACACCAAGUGUAAUGGCAAUUAGAUACAACUACUCUUACAGAUGGUAGCUUACGUAAAGAAUAUGAAAUGACUUGCACGCUAUGAUUACUGCAGCGCAAACUUAAAACGAACGUCCAUGCCGUGCUAUUUAUUUCGCUCGAUAAUCGUUCAUGCAUACAAAAGCACAAUGUUUAAAAUAAAAUUUCAUGCUGUAUUUAGAAAAAUUCUAAAAGUGUAUUCUAUUUCGUUGUUAUCGUGAUUCUGUUACCGAAUGAGGUAAAGAAAGGUUUCAUAAACGUAUUGAGUAUUCUUUUACAAAUUUAUAAAUUCGGAUGAAUUCUUUUAGUUUUUAAUAGCUUCUUUACGAUAACAUUAUUAUGAUAAAAGAUUAUAACAUUUUUCAAAUUCGUAGGUAGACUGAUUUCAAAAAUAAAGGAUGUCACGCAUCAUCUUGUAAAAUCAAAGGAGGAAUAAGAAAUGCGUUUCAAAUCCAUCUACACGGAUAUUUCGGUGCUACUUUUCCUUCCACAAAACUCAUUUCUGUAUCCUUUAGACAGACUGCAAUAUCCAAAAUAAAUCUUUCAUAUGACCGAUCGAUUUUCAUGCUACGGAUUGAUGAAAAGACAACCUUCACGCUAAAAAAAUCGUUAAUAGAUACAUAUAAAUAAACUUUAAUGCUCUCUGUUAACCUAUAUUGAUUGUAAAUAUUUCUAUCUUUUAUUAAGUAAUUAUAUUGCAUUUCAAAUCAAAUAUUUUAACAAUUUUGGCGCAUCAACUCUGCCUGUUUUUCAUCAAUUAUGUUGAACUUAAAAGAUAUAAUUUGUUUCAAACAACAUCAGAAAUUAUAAAGAUUUGUAUAUACGUACAAUUGUAUUUAGUAAUAUUUUUAGGGUUUUUAGAAGCACUAUAUUUCUUAGAAUAUGAUGUCUUGUAGUAUACUCGUAUAAUAUAACAGUACCUCAAAUUGCACCGCAAAUUUAUCUAUUUCUAAUACCGAAUACUUAAUUUUAUUGGUUAGUUCUAUUUUGUCCAGUUUUCGAGCCAUUAAUACGAUUUAUUUAGAAAGGCAUGAUACUUAAUUGUUUCCAAUAUUAAGUAAUUGGAUUAAAAGAAAUUUUAUAUUUACUAUUAUUAUAUAUAUUACUCGUGAUAAUCUUACAAAUACGAAACAGAUUCGAGAAGCAAAUUUUUGGUCGUACCGAUGAAAACAUAGCUUGUCAUUAAGAAAUGGCGGGAAAGGUGGCAAAAUGUUUUGAUAAUCAGUCGUGACUUGUUGCUUAUAUGUACGAUGAACGCGUUAAGCUGACUAGAAAGUGGUCUUGAAAAUAUAAUUUUUUUUAGCGAUUAAGUUUUAACUUCUUCUGAGUUAAAAGUAAACAAUUUCUGUAUGUAAUUUGUAAGUAAUAAAGGUUAAUCAAAUACUUUUGAAACUGCUAAAAUAUUAGUUAUAUUCGUAUAAUUAUUAUAGUAAAUAAUUUUAUUUUAGAUAUUUAAAAUGGAUAACGAUAGUGAUUCUGACGUAAAUGAUAUUUUAAAUGAUCUCUUAGCUAAUGGUAAUACAGAAGAAAAUCAGGAAUUAUCCCAAAAAGAAACUCAAAAAGAAACUCAAAAAGAAACUCUUAAAGAACUAGACUUUAAUUUCUUAGACAGUACACCUAAAACAAUUGAUGAAAGUAAAUCUAUUAAUCCUCAGGAAAAAAGUGAAGUUUAUGAUGAUACCCUUGACUCUUCAGAUGAUGAAGACAGGCGUUACUUCGAGGAACAAAAAUAUUCCAAUUAUGGACGUGAUAUAAAAACUUUAUUAAAAAAAGAAACUAUUAAGAAAGAUGAGGAUAGACCACUUCCACGUGAAAGCAGCAGAACAUUUGAUUUUAGUGCAACAAAAACCAAUAAAAAUUUAAAUACAGUAACAAAUAACGCUAUUGUUACAUCAAAAGAUAUUUAUAGUGAUCCAUUUUUUGGAUUAAGAAUCGUUAAUCCAAUAAUCUCUUCAGCAGAACUGAAAGCACGUAUGAAUGAUAAAGUACCUGUUACAGUAUCAAAAAUAAAAUAUCAUCUUACACCAGAAAAAAUGGAGAAAGACUGGGUAAUUGCAGGAGUAUUAAUAAAUAAAUCUACACCAAAAACUUCUCAAAAAGGAAGUACAUAUGCUAUAUGGAAAAUAAGCGAUUUAUCUGAUAAUAUGAAUACUGUGUGCCUUUUUAUGUUUAGUAAUGCAUAUAAAACACUAUGGAAAACUACUAUUGGGACUGUGAUAGGUAUUCUUAAUCCAAAUGUCUUGGAAUCUAAAGACAAUUCUGAUUUAGCAACAUUAUCAGUUGAUAACCCUCAGAGGGUCAUGAUACUUGGUAAAUCCAAAGAUAUGGGGAAAUGCAAGUCCAGGAAGAAGAAUGGAGAACCAUGUAGUUCUAUUAUAAAUCUUAGUCGUUGUGAAUUUUGUUUAUAUCACAUCAAGCAAGAGUACAAGAAAUGCUCUCACAGAGCAGAAUUACAGGCAUUUAGUAAUACUCAGAAAUUUUCAAUAGAUAUGUUAAAACAAAAACCACAGCAAAAACAAAAAUCAUUUUUCAACAAUAUGCCUGAAUUUAAUGCCGUUGUUGCUGUAAAAAAUAAAAAAUUAGAAGAAAAAGAUGCCAAACGAUUGGCAUUACUUUCAGGAAGCAAGAAGAUUAAUGAUUCAACUAUUAAUAGUUUAGAUAAUAUAAAAAGUCGAAAUGUGAAAACAGAUAUACCAGGACAACAAAUAAAAAAAGACUUUGAACAGAUGAAUAAGUCGAGAGGUUGGAAAGCUGCUGUAUUAUCACAAACAUCUUCAGUCCACAAGGCAUCCUCUUCAUCUACGUUAAUAGAGUUAAAUUCCUGCAGAAAUAAUAAUAUAGGAAACAAAAAUUUGUCUUCUCUAUCUUCAAAUCCUCGCUUAGGUAUUGGUUGUCUUGGAGGAACGAUAGAUUUGUCAGAGCCUAUAACUAAAAGACAAAUUAACAUAGCUAAAAAUAAUGCUGUAAAAUGGAUCAAAGAAAAUGGGAAAAUUAAACCUAAAGAUCCUAACAAAGUACGUUUGAGUAAAGAAGAGAAACUAGAAAAGGGAAAAAAACGUCCAAGAGAAUCAGAAAAUGAUGAAAGGCAAGAAGCAAAGAAAUCAAAUGUACUAUCAGAUAAAUUUAAAGAAAUGAUGCAAACUAAAUCUGCUCAUACUGAUCUCAUUGAAAAAUCUUAUGAACAGGAGCAAGACAAAUAUUUCAAUAAGCUAGAAAUGAAAGAAAGAAUGGAAGAGAAAAUGUUGACUACUUAUAAGGUUCCUUGUAAAGCUGUUAGAUGUUUAAUUUGUAAAUAUACGUCUUUUUCUGCUUCUGAAAUGUGCAAAGAGCAGAAUCAUCCAUUGCGUGUUGCUGAUGCGGUGAAAAGAUUCUUCAAAUGUGGAGAUUGUGGAAAUAGAACAGUGAGUUUAGACAGAAUACCUUCGCAUAGUUGUAUAAAAUGCAGCAGUUCAAAUUGGACAAGGGCUGCAAUGAUGGAUGAAAGAAGAACAAAUGUUUCCGUCACCGCAUUAUCCAUUCGCGGAGAUGAAGAAACUUUUAUAGGAUCAACGACUAAAGAUGCCAAUCUUAAUCUCUUGGUACCAGAUAAGGAUGACAAGUAGUAUCAUUAUAAGUAAAAAUUUAUAAAAUAUUAUAUACAAGAGUGACAUCUUUGCUAUAAGUUUACAUCUAUUUAACUUUUAUAUUGUAUCUUAUAAGCAUAGAUAAUUGUUUGUAUUAUUGUCCUUAACAUCAAUACUUUUUUACUAUGUAAAAUACACAAGUAUAAAAAAACUCUGAUGUGAUGUAGCUAUAUGUAUAUAUAAAUGUAAUUUAAUAUUUUUACAAGACUAAUGUUACUUCAAAAGAAAUUAAAGGAAUAAAUAUAUUUAACUAUAUCCGUUCAAAUAUACAUACUAAGCAAAGAUAUCUGGGUACAUCCAGGUGUAAAAUAUAAGAUGUAUUUCAUAGAGUAUUCUCUCUUUUAUUAUAUUCUUUCAAUUUCUCUUCAUCUUUCUAUUCAAAUUUCUAUUCAAUAGCACCUCGUUCCAUAGGCGAAUAUGUAUGUCUUACCAAUAAUAUAAAGAAUUUUUUCUGUUACUUCAUGUAAGUAAAAUUCACGUAUAUAAAAGGGAGAGCAUUAACAAAAAUGUAAGAAGACGUUAUAAUUGGAACCCGGAAAUAUCUCUCAUUGUGAUCGGAUCCAUCACAGAGCAAAAACGUUAAAAUCUAUUUUUCCAUUCUAUCUCCACUAUUAUUUACCUUACUUUUUACAAUUCUAAAAUAUUUUUAAAUAGUUAUCUUGGAUGUGCCCUGUGAAAACAAAUAUCAUUGUGACAUUUUCGGGUUCUAAUAGCAACUUGUUUGCAUGAGAAACAUAGACUGUAUUUUUCACUUCUUAUUCACUUCUUCAUAUUCUAUUCUAUUCAAAUUCUUAUUAAAUUUUGAUAUUAACGAUACGUUAAUUUUCUUUGCGUAUAAAUUUUGUGUAAUGCGUAUGUGAAAAAAGGGAGAUUGGAAAUAAUGUUUAAUUAUCAAAUAAAUUGAAAAUAUUUUCGAAGAGAAGCAAAAGCGAUUAAAAUAUUUCAUUGUUAGUUUUACAAAAUUUAUAUUCUUCUCGAUUCCGUAUUAUUAACAGUAAAAUAAUAGUACAGUUUUAAUUGUUAAUAACUACCACAUAUACCAAACAUACAAAACAUAGAUAUAUGAGCUAACUACUUGAUAGAGUUAAAGAUAAUUAUAAGUUAACACUAUGAAUUUCUAUAGAGGUAACUUCUAUUAUCAUAAUCAGAAUGUUUUGUCACAUAGACUACAUUUAAGUAUCAUAAACUAUCAUUUUAUUAUUAUGAGCCAUUAUUUCAAUAUCCCUCUUUAUCACUUCACAAAACAUUUUUUAUAGAACAUGUAUCAUGGUACGGCCAACAUUUUAUCACGUUAACUCGAAAUUCAUAUUUUUACCGUAUCCUCGUAUUCAUUUCAGUAAAAACGAAUUAAAAUUUUUAGGGUAUAGCAUGAAUGUACUUUACACGUACAAUACAUGUAAAAUAUGAGGUAUUAAAUUCACAUUUUGAAAAAUUUCACUAAGCAAAAACUUAUAACGAUUACAUCUUUGUAUUGCCUUGUUAGAUAAAAAGUAACAUUUGAAAGAACAAAAAUAUUUUGUUAGAGCAAUACAGGAGAAUAAGAUUGCCAAAAAUGAUAAAUCUGUUAGCAGAUUAUACAACUAUGCUUAUGGAAGAGAUCAUAGGCAAGCCAUAAUCUAAGUACGUCAUUGAUUUGUUUAAAUGAGAUGUACGAACGACGUCUAUUAAUUCCUUUCUUUCAUGCGUUCUUCUGCAAAUUCACAUUCCCUUACCUUAUAAAAAAAUUAAAAACAAAAAAAAAAAAAAAAAAAACCGAAAA
Messenger RNA from Bombus pyrosoma, 6371 nucleotides. It is a transcript of the gene Mcm10, whose product is annotated as protein MCM10 homolog. The record is from RefSeq and is a predicted model, not a curated record. Lineage: Eukaryota; Metazoa; Arthropoda; Insecta; Hymenoptera; Apidae. The transcript is spliced from 4 exons. Gene Ontology annotation, molecular function: single-stranded DNA binding; DNA replication origin binding. Bases 2447 to 4591 code for a protein of 714 amino acids. Gene Ontology annotation, biological process: DNA replication initiation; DNA replication. Gene Ontology annotation, cellular component: replication fork protection complex; nucleus.